This is a messenger RNA of Penicillium paradoxum, 2466 nucleotides long. RefSeq lists its product as uncharacterized. The record is from RefSeq and is a predicted model, not a curated record. Bases 1 to 2466 code for a protein of 821 amino acids. NCBI's taxonomy places the organism in Eukaryota, Fungi, Ascomycota, Eurotiomycetes, Eurotiales, Aspergillaceae. The transcript has 2 exons.
AUGAACACCAAUCCACCAAGCUCCGGGGCGUCUGGGGAGCCCCAGAGGAAAGGAUCCGUCAAGCGGGCCAGGCAGUUGCUAGAAGCCGGUGUACGUCCAGAACAAGCCUCACCACCCCAACAGAUGAGAUACCCGCCUGGCCCCAGGAAUAUGCCGCAACAACCCCAAUGGCCACUUCCUGAUUCGGGUCUCCCACCGCAUCCAAUUAGCCAUCAGCCUCGGUACUUGCCCCCGCGUGGUCCUCCGCUUCAAAGACCGCCCAAUCCCAGUGAGGCCCCGUCGCCGUCCAUCUACUCAGAGCGGGAUGGCCACUAUCAAACGAGGUUGGUUCCAAGACCACCUCAGGCGUUUUCACAACUACAGCGCCCUCCGCCAUUGCAAUCGUGCCGGCCUUCGCUGGAUGGCCCUGCUAGCCCUGCUAGCACAAUCGACUUGACUCCUCGGAUAUCAAUUGCAACAGAUGAUUUGUUCAGACAAUCUGUGGCUUCGUCAACAGCCUCUAUUCCCGAUGUGCCCCCAUUUCCGCCACCCGAGUCCCAUCUUUCUCACGAUGAGCCCAAGGGCCGGACGGCAGGACUUGUCGCACCCCCCAAUACACGGCGGUCUCCUCCGGCUCGUCAAUCAUCUGUUUCACCCAUUCCGGAAGAAUUUGCGGGUUCUCGCUUCACUAAAUGCUCCGUCGCGUCGAGCCGCGCCAUGCCCUCUAGUUGGGGAUCUGGUCCCGCCGAGUCCGAGAUUCUGGGGGCAUAUUCGGAUGGGAAUUCAGACGAUGGUCACCCUUCACCGAGACUCCAUGAAGAAACUACAACGCUUGUCCGAAAUGCCAGUCUUGGAAAACGAGGAAAGCCGACAAUGCGUACUAUUCUCAAAUCUAACCCUGUAUCUGAAGUUCCCGUUGCAGCCACACAGCCAUCUUUCCAGGAGAAUCCCGCCAAGAGUACAGUCGUAGCACCCAUCGACACGAGAGCUGCUACAAAUCAAAUACCCGUCUCAUCAACCCGGCCACGAAAUGCCUCUACAUCUACAGCAUCGAGUGGAUCUUUGAACGGCGUGGACCCAGAAAAAUCAUAUCCGCAUGAUGAGCCACCUUAUAGUACAGGGCUCGAGAAAGAGCUUGAAAUCAUGGGAACACUACCGAAAGCUGCACCAACAAUGAGCGACAAAAGACCCGGUGGUCACAAGCCACCUGCUCUGAACAUACAUGCGGUACGGGAUGCGGAAGCUCGUGGAAGUCUUUCCAGUUUAACCGACUUAAUUCGACGAGCCACAAAGCUUGCAUCGAACCUGGACCGUGGGAGAACCGCCAGCCGGGCUGAUUUGGCUGGCGGCGGUGAGGCUGAGUUUAUGUCUGGGAAGGGGACACGGCCAUGUAACUCUGGCUCUCUCUCCGAUAUUCUUGCUUCCUUCCCCCCGCCGGGGUUAGCGACCCCCGAAGGCCGCGGAUCAUGGCCAGUCUUCUUUGGACGCUCCAACCUGCGUAACGUUGAGCCGCUUGGUUCUGACGCUGACGAUCCAAAUGCCCCUCGGCGUAGGAAGAUGUGUUGUGGAAUGCCCCGGAAGCUGUUUGUGCUCAUGUGCAUUGCAAUCUUUAUCAUCGUCAUCCUAGCGGUCCUUCUCCCAGUGUUCCUAGUCGCUGUACCUCGUGAGAAAGCGAGUGCAUGUGCACAAGAGAAUCCUUGUGAGAAUGGAGGCGUGAGUGUCUCCAGUGGCACCGAAUGCUCGUGUGUUUGUUCAAACGGCUACGUUGGCUCAAAAUGCACCACUGCAGGUGACGAUAGCUGCACCACAUCACUGAUUCAGAACGGAUCGAAUGCAACAAUGGGCAGUGCACUUCCAACGUUGUUCAGAGACUCCAAGGAAAAGUUCGACAUUACCCUCGAUCCAGUCACCAUCAUGGCUCUCUUCAGCAUGAAUGAUGUCUCUUGUAGGACUGAAAAUGCGCUUGUGUCUUUCGAUGGUGUCAAGGCCAAUAGCAUUAGCAAGGCUCGUCGAUCUCCACAAAAUGCAGCUGACUUGAACCGUGGGGUUUCUACACCCGUCGUGAAAACCGACCCGACGCCGGUUCUUGCAGCCCGUGCUGAGGCCACCAUGCACGGCGGUAUCGUAUACGAUGACUCGGAGUCAAGCAACUCAGCUACAACCACCUCGACGCCUACCAAAACCGCGUCAGCAGCGACUGCAUCCGCUACUAAGAUCAGCGCGGAAGCGAUAUCGACUGGGAACAAGGCAUCCACAGCUCCCAGUAUUCCUGAGGACGUUGUUGGAUUUUCACGGGUUGCGGUGUUGUAUAUUCUGCAGAAGACAGGAUCACUUGACUCGGCUAGAUCCUCUGAAGAGAGCAUCGAAGUAUAUCUCGUUGAUUCCUACACAAACGCAACCCACCCUGUCAUGAAGGUGGGCGCAUUUAGCCUGGACUUUGAGGAAUUGACCAUCACUCUUCCCAAUAGCACGGUGAAGGCCGAGUGA